Molecule: messenger RNA, 594 nt
Organism: Acaulospora colombiana
Lineage: Eukaryota; Fungi; Glomeromycota; Glomeromycetes; Diversisporales; Acaulosporaceae
Source: the annotation of a GenBank genome assembly
AUGUGGUUUAUGACGAUGGGUAUUAAUUUGCACAGUGUAGUGAUGUCACAAGAAUUAAUCAUAGGCGGUUUCGUGAUUGGUGGAUUAAUCGUGUUAUCAUUCUUGGUGGCCUUGGUAGGAUUCAUCAGUCCCAUGAAACGAAAGAAUUGGUUGAUAGCUCAUUCAUUUUUGAUAGUAGCCUCGUCGCUGGGUCUGUUGGUGUUGGGUGCAAUCAUUUGGUUUGACACGUUGGAAGAACGGUCGCAUUUCAAUGACGAGUGGGCGGAAUGGUCGACUCCUAUGAAAGCGUUCCUUGAAGAUAAGUUAAAUUGUUGUGGAUGGAGCGACCCAUCCGACAAUCCCGUGACCUCCAACACAUGCAGCAGCGCAAACAUGAGUUCAAUCCAAGGAUGCAUGGAUCUCGUGAUAAAAUCGGCAGACGAAACUUCCCAACGAAUAUUCACCACCCUAUUUGGUUUCAUAGCUAUCGACGUGUUCGCGCUAUUGGCGACCGUUGUAUUGAUACAGGCGAGGAAUGUGGAGGAGAGGUAUCAAAAGAUCGACGAGAAACAUAGCAGUUAUGUGGAUAAUGCUUUGAAGAGACAGUAUGUCUAA